AUUCCUUCCCUCAUUGACUUUCGGAUGGAGGGGAGCUUCGUCACGCUUAGCCUAUUUAGGACAUCCUUUCCAGGUUCCGAAGCUUGUCUACUACAAGCAGCUAUCCAGACCAAUUGUCGACGCCUUCUCACAACCCCGCAUACUUACACAACCGCAAUUGCUACCAGCACUACCGCACGCCACCCUUGAUAUCAACUCUCUAUUAAGGACGGACAAGUCGUCCUUUACCUUCCCCUCUUUCCUUUUCAAAUGUACCAAGCUCUUCUGCCCUUGCCUGCUCAAGUCAGAAGAAUUAUCUGGAAACAGCUAUCCCUCCGGCAGACAUCCGCACCUUGCCUACAUAUACCAGCUGCAUACCAUUCCAAGACCUGCACGCCUGUGAGGGGAUCCCGAUUUGGAAGGUUCCAGUGCAGAUCGUUCGCUAGCACGACGUAUAAGAUGGGGGAUCUGAGCGUGGAACUUACGGCUCCCAAUGGGAGGAAGUAUAGUCAGCCUACGGGGUUGUUCAUCAAUAAUGAGUGGGUGAAGAGUAGUCAUGGGGCCAAGAUUACGAGUAUUAAUCCUACGUAUGGCUAUUGUUUCCUCCUAUUAUGGCGGUGUCUGACACGCUUUUAGGGAUGAAAGUGAGAUUGCAUCUGUCUACGCAGCAACCGCCGAAGAUGUCGACACCGCAGUUGCAGCUGCCCGAAAAGCCCUCAAGGACCCCGCAUGGCGCGAUAUAUCGCCUACCGAGCGAGGGGAUAUGCUAAUCACACUCUCCGACUUGGUUGCUAAGCACGCCGAAACACUGGCCACGAUUGAGACUUGGGAUAAUGGGAAGCCUUAUAAUGAUUCUUUGGAUGGAGAUGUAGCGGAAGUUAAGGGUUGUUUGCGAUACUAUGGUGGAUAUGCAGACAAAAUUCACGGCCAAACGAUUGAUACCGGACCCAAUAAAUUCGCCUACACGAUCAGGGAACCCGUUGGUGUAUGUGGACAAAUCAUCCCCUGGAACUAUCCCCUCGCGAUGGCGGCGUGGAAAUUGGGUCCUGCCUUGGCGUGUGGGAAUACGGUUGUGAUUAAGGCUGCGGAACAGACUCCCCUCAGUAUUCUCUAUCUAGCAAACCUGAUUAAGGAAGCGGGCUUCCCACCGGGUGUGGUGAAUAUUUUGAAUGGGCAUGGAAGAGAGGCGGGCGCGGCUAUUGCUACGCAUUUGGGGAUUGACAAAGUUGCUUUCACGGGCAGUACUGGGACUGGAAAGGAGAUUAUGAAGAUGGCGGCGGUGAAUAUGAAGAAUAUUACGCUGGAGACGGGAGGGAAGAGUCCGUUGAUUGUUUUUGAGGAUGCGGAGUUGGAGCAGGCUGUCAAGUGGGCGCAUAUCGGUAGGUUUUUUGACGGGAUUUCACUUUCUGCUUUCAGAUUUCAAUUUUCAACCCCCUUACCAUUAUUCUGCUUUCAAAACUUCUACGGGUACUAACUUCAACCAGGAAUUAUGUCCAACCAGGGCCAAAUAUGCACCGCAACAUCUCGUAUUCUAGUCCAAGAAUCAAUCUAUGACUCCUUUGUCUCCGCCUUCAAAGCCCAAGUCAAACAAGUCUCCGUAGUCGGCGACCCCUUCGCCCCAACCACCUUCCAAGGCCCCCAAGUAACCAAAGCCCAACACGAACGAGUCCUCUCCUUCGUAACCGCCGGUAAAGACGAAGGCGCAACCCUCGUUUCAGGCGGAGAGGCCUCCUCAGGCCCCACAGAUGGAAGAGGCUUCUUUAUCACGCCCACCAUCUUCACCAAUGUCAAACCUAGCAUGGAAAUCUACCGCGAGGAAGUCUUUGGACCAUUCGUCGUCAUUGCGACGUUCCGAACCGAGGAUGAGGCCCUGGAGAUGGCGAAUGAUACGACUUACGGCCUUGGGAGUGCGGUCUUCACCCAAGAUUUGACGAGGGCUCAUCGGGUUGCGAAGAGGAUCGAGGCGGGCAUGGUAUGGGUUAAUAGUAGUAAUGAUUCGGAUUAUCGGAUUCCGUUUGGGGGUGUGAAGCAGAGUGGUAUUGGGAGGGAGUUGGGCGAGGCGGGGUUGGCGGGAUAUACGCAGGUUAAGGCUGUGCAUGUUAAUUUGGGGAGUAGGCUUUAG
Molecule: messenger RNA, 2101 nt
Organism: Hymenoscyphus albidus
Lineage: Eukaryota; Fungi; Ascomycota; Leotiomycetes; Helotiales; Helotiaceae
Source: the annotation of a GenBank genome assembly